Drosophila sulfurigaster albostrigata is the source of this 606-nucleotide messenger RNA. RefSeq names its product UPF0545 protein C22orf39 homolog. NCBI's taxonomy places the organism in Eukaryota, Metazoa, Arthropoda, Insecta, Diptera, Drosophilidae. The record is from RefSeq and is a predicted model, not a curated record. The transcript is spliced from 2 exons. The coding region runs from base 103 to 576 and encodes 157 amino acids.
GUCAUUUCAAUUUCCGGAUAUCUGGCAACACUGCGUUCAAAUUGUAAACAAGAAACAGCUGAUACGCUUAUUUCAUUUUAGUUGGCACACAUUUUUUAUAUAAUGUCCGCAAAAACUGAAAAGGCUGAGACAAAAGAUGCAAACACUACAAUAAAAUUAGAAGAUACAUGGGCGAUCCGACCGUGUCACCUGUAUAAAGAUGAGCACGACGACUGCACCAGUUUCAAGGCACGUUUCCAUCAAUAUUUCAUACACGGCCGGGACACAGAUUGUUCACAAUGGCUGACGGACUUUAAAAAUUGCGAGCGCUAUGCGCAAUCGAAUGGCAACGAUGUUGUCGCCGGCGCUGCUGUCAUCAAGAGCGAGGAGCAACGACGAUUGACACGAUUGCGGGCGCAUUACGCCAAUGAUACGUGGACAAAACGUAAACAGCCGCCAGAGGAUUGGGCCAAGCCGUUACCCGACUGGCUGCAGAAGCGCAAUGAGAACACAUACUUGGAGCUUAAGCAAAAGGAGCUGUUGGGCGAGACAACAGCAUCAACAGAGGAACAGCGUUCAUUCUGUGCUAUUAUGUAGCGUUAGCCAAUAAAGAUAUCAACAUACGAA